AUGUAAGAAUCGAGAGUUCAAUUAGCAUUACGUGAAAUUUCGAUAAUCAAAUAAGCUAUGUCGUCCAAAAAGAAGUACACUCCAAUGAAAGAUUCUCUGAACAACUUUCAGAAGGUUUUGGAAGAAAAUAAAAAGAAUGGUGUCCAAGAUAUUCCAAGAUAAGAAAUUUAAAAGAUUUUAAUACCUGCUUCAAAAGAGUUGAAAUCAGCCAAAUUUCAUACAACUUUAAUUUGCUUUUUGCUUAAAUUGAUCAACUUAAAAGUGAUUAACGAUAUUCAAACAAGUGAAGAUGUUUUAGAUUACUUUUUGAAAAUUAAAGAAAUCCAAAAGGAUGAAUUGCAUUAUAAACUGAUACAAAGUUUUAUGGCUUUUAUACAUUAAGACUUCAUUAAUUUUCGUAAUUAUGGUUUUGUUGAAAAAUGUCUUACAUUCGUACUCUUCAUGAAAAAUUCUAAAAUGCCUAUAAUUUAAGCAUCAGCAGAAACAUCAUUAGAUAAAUUAAUUGAAUUACUAUCGGGAUCGACGCAAUUAAUAAUAGCCGGUCAAGGAUUUGAUGACAUGAAUAUCAUUAUUGAUUUAGACAAUUAGCAAGAAUAAAAUUUAUAAUAAGCUACAUCCAAUACCCCAAUAGAUCAUUAAAAAGAAGUGCAAAAUCUACAUUCUAUAUUGUCUGAUUUGAUUAAGAUAUGCGAUUACACUCGUCCUCCUUGGUUUCCUCCCUCAGUUCCUCUGGAUAGGGAGUUUGGAUUGUCAAGUAUUAACAGUUUUUUAUCAAACAUGGGAAAAUUCUUCACUUAAUUCACAACCAUCUAAGAGUUGCUAUCAAAUCAUCUUAUUUAAGUCAUAAGAAAGAUACUAGCCAUACCAAUCAACAUGAUAAAGAGCUCAAUUAUUGUGGUAGCAUUUAAGUGCUUAACAUUUUUAGUGGAUGGACCAUAAUCAGGAGAGGUUUGGAAUAUCUUAAUUUAAUAAAUAAAAUCAAAUGAGCAUUCGAUACAUAAAAAUUUGGGAUUGCAAACCUUAAUCUAUUUUGUCUAAAGUUAAAUAUUUUUGGAUUAAUUACUUCUACUUCCUUUGAAUGAGAAAAAUUACAUCUUAGAUAUUAUUACAUUGUUAUCUGGAUUGGCUAAAGACAUCUCCGAUCCAACUGAAUUAGAAUAGAAAAGAUGGAUGGAUAUGACAAGUCCUACAAUUAAUUUAUAAUAAAAUUCUGAAGUAUAUCCUAGUGAUAAUGGUUUAGUAUGCAGAAUGUUAAGUGAAUUUUAAUCACGCUUUGUAAAUUCACUAUGUGUGUAUGCUGAUUAAUAAAAAAUAUAAUUAGGAAGUUUAUUUAAAUUACAAUCAACAGACAAAUUUUAUCAAAUUAUUGAAUUUACUUGGAAAUUGAAUUUAAGGGGAAUCAAAUACCUAUUAACCAAAGAACUAGAUGAGUAAACUUUAUAAAAUUUGUUAUCUGCAUUCUCAUCCUAUAUUAAUAUAGUUGGGUCAAUUUAGAUGAAAGCAGCAUAGAAUGCUUUUAUAAAGACCAUUUGCGAAUUUUGUAAACCUUAAACUGGAUAAGAAUUUUCAAAAAAACACAUUUAGAUAAAUAAAAUGGUAUUAAAUAUUGCUAAUUGUCUUGGAAAUUUACUAGAAUGCAGUAGUUGGAUUUGUAUUUUCAAGACAUUUGAAGAAUGUGAGAAUUAUUAUUUAAGAAAUCGUCUUGCAAAAAAUUCAAGUCAAGAGGAAUAAAUUAAGACGCUAGAUAUAACAAUCUUAUUUUAAAGUUUAGAUUAAUUGUUUUCAUAAAGUCCUACCUAUGGUAAUGAACAUUUGAUAACUGUAAUGGAUGCUAUUAAUUAAAUAACCAUUGAAUGUUUAGAAUAGUAAACAACUUUAGAGUUGAAGAGAUCUAAUUCAUAAUUUGGAGAUCAAAAGAAAUAUUUUUCUCUCUCAAAAUUAGUUGAAUUAAUUAAAUUUAACGUAUUUAGAUUAGAUAUAUUUUGGGAACUCAUUAUUGCACAUUUCAUCUCAGUUAUUUCUUCACGUAACACCAAUUUAGUUUUAAAUGCAGCAGAUACAUUGUCUUAGAUUAUAUUUUAUGGUUUUGAACACUGGACUUAAUUUUAUAAGAAAAAUCAAUAGCAUCAUUCAGAAUUUAUCAAAGAGAAAUGGUAUAAGACUGAUUCUAUAUACUAAUAAACUCUCUUUUAGCCUUGGAUUGAUAUGUGUGCAUUGAACUAAAAUGAUUUAAAAGAGAUAAUUUUGAACAAUGUAUUAAAGAUGCUACAGAAUAAUGGUCAUGAAAUCUAACAAAAAGGUUGGGAUUCCGUAUUAGUCUUAUUAUUAGAAAUUGGAUCAGAAUAAACAACCAUUUUUGUUAAGUAAGGAUUAGCAUGCACAGAAUAUAUCAUAAAUCAAUUUUUAUCAAAUUUAAAUGGGGAAUAAAUUAAAAAGUUAUUUGAAAUUAUCGAGAAAUAUAAAUCCAAUUCAAACGAAUAAAACAUAAAUUUCCAAAUUUGUAAUAUGCUUUGGCAUCUGGGAGAUUUCAUCACCAAAAAUAAUUCCCAUAACUCUGAAUAGAAUAAUAUAUUAACCAACGAAGAACUUGAAUUGUAUUUGCCUGAGAUAUUUCAAAAGCUAUCACUUAUAGCUUUAGACCCUAUUCCUGAAAUCAGACAUUCAGCUAUCCAUAUAUUUAGCAAUCUGUUGAUUCAUUUAAAUUGUCAAAAUCUCUAUUCGCAAUGGAAAAAGAUCUUAGAAAAUAUCUUCAUGAAGUUGAUGCACAACAUUAAUAACACAUUUUAAGAAAAGAAUUAAAAUAAAGAUUUAGAUGUUACUUAAUGGGAAGAAACUGUAAAAAGUGUUAUCUAAGCUUUUAUAAAAUUAAUAAAAAAGUACUUUCUUAUUAUUGAUGAAUCCUCUUAAGAGAAAGAUUAAGAUAUCGAAUUAUUGAUCAAAGAAACCACACCAGACUUGGUUGUUAUAUUUUAAUAGAAUAAACCAUUCUUAAGCUUAGAAGCAGCUAAAUAAAUGCGAGAGCUAUUCCUCUACAAACCUAUAGUUUGUCUUAAAAAUUUCUCUAAUGUGAUUGAUCAAAUAUCAAUUCUUUUUAAUCAACAAUACUAAGACAUUAAAUACAUUAAGACACUCAUUUUACAUAUUGCUCCAGAAUUACUGGAAUUCUUGAAUGAUAUUGUAAAAUUGGCUUCUAACAUACUCAUUGAAUAAGUUGUGGAUAUUUAUUAUAAAAUAUUAGAAUACCCCAUCAUAGUUCAUUCUAAACUUGAUUUAAUUCAAAACAAAAUCUUUUUUGAAGACAACCUUGCACCAAAAUAAAUGAUGGCAACUCUUUAGUAAAAUUUAUCUAAAUAACCCCAAAAAUUCGUUGAAAGAAUGAUAGCUAAUAUUCAUGAAUUGAUCAAAGAACCCCCUAAUAACAAAUUUAAGCAUAUCUUAAUAAAGAGACAUCUCUUACAACUCAAUACUGUUUUAGAUAGCAAUAUUGACUUUUUCUGUUAAUUUUAAUAACUCUAUGAAACAAUUAUUAUAGCCAUGAGAAACAACGAUUAGUAUUUGCAUUUCACUGAAACCUUAAAUGAAGACAAAUCAAUCUAUAUGAUAAUGGCUGAAAAUUAUCUUUAAAGAGCUAAAACCUAUCUAACCAGUAAUGCUGAAGGUUAGCUUAAGAUAUUAAAAACAUUAUAACUUGUAUUGCCUGAUAAAUCAGUUUGCGAAAAUAUCUAACAAUAGAGUAAAAUCUUGAAUUCAGAAAAUCAAUUGCUCCAAAAUUAAUAUAUAGAUGAAAUUUCACAAAUUUAUGUUAAUAAUCCUCAGUUAUCCGAUUCAUCAGAAUUUAUGGAAUUUAUUCAAAAAUUGUAUGAAUUAUCUUAAUUUUCCAAAAUUGCUAUCCAUAAAUUAUGCAUAUUAUCUGAGAACUCCAAGGUUCUUUAAUAUUUCCUAGAUGCAAGCCAAAAGAUUUUAUAGACUUCUAACUCUGAAUAACUCAACAAUGAUAAGAAAUUAAUUGAUUUGUUAAACUAUCUUAUGUAAACUAAAAUACCAGAAAAUUCUUUUAUAAGCUUCAUAUCUUUGGAUGGAUAAGAAAUUUCCUAUGGAGAAACUUCAUUAUUAUAAUCAAACAUAGGCCAUUUAUUUUACUUGAUGCCAUACCUUGUAUAACUAAUUGGACAUUAAUAGGAUGAUGUCAGAAUCAAGGUUUAAUAGGUUCUAUCGAAAGUUUCAUAAUUGGUAGUGAAAAUUGAUUGA
Messenger RNA from Paramecium tetraurelia, 4248 nucleotides. RefSeq lists its product as uncharacterized. The record is from RefSeq and is a predicted model, not a curated record. Lineage: Eukaryota; Ciliophora; Oligohymenophorea; Peniculida; Parameciidae. The transcript is spliced from 7 exons.